AUGAUGAUCAAAGUUCCAACGUCUGUAAUUGGAACGGACAGCCCCAAGGCAAUGAAACGUGAGCACGAGAACGACGAAGGAGAUCGUUCUAGUCGUCACAAGCGGCAGAAAACCGAUGGUUUUACUGAGGCAAUUCAGCAGGGAAAGUUCGAAGUUCGUCUUCUAGUGAGCAGCAAGUCCGCGGGAGCUAUCAUCGGAAAAGGUGGUGAAAAUAUCAAGCGUCUUCGUGCCGAGUUCAACGCCCAUGUCCAAGUCCCCGACUCGAAUACCCCUGAACGUGUUUGCACCGUCACCGCCGAUGAGAAAACAGUCCUCAACAUUUUGAAGGAUGUUCUUCCUCGUCUUGAAGAUAAUUUCUCUGAACGAGACCCUUGCGAGGUUCGUGUGCUCAUCCAUCAAUCACAUGCAGGAGCCCUCAUCGGUCGAAACGGAACUAAAAUCAAGGAACUCCGUGAAAAGUGCUCUGCACGUUUGAAGAUUUUCACUGGAUGUGCCCCUGGAUCCACAGAUCGUGUUCUCAUAACAUCUGGAGAACAGAAAAAUGUUCUGGCUAUAAUCGAGGAAGUCAUGAAAGAGCUCAAGGAGAUUCCAAUCAAAGGAUCCGCGACUCCAUAUCUUCCAAGUUUCCAUUACGAUCCGUCCAACAUCUCCGAAUAUGGAGGUUUCCCCGGAAACGUUUCGGGUGGAGGACCACAAAACAAUCGUGGACCAGCUCCCCCCCGUGGAGGACAAGGCCCACCCGGUGGGCCGAGAUCGUAUGGAGGAGCAAUUACUCCAGGAGGAGGCCCAAGAUCCUUUGAAGCUGGAGAUUUUCAUCAAUUCCGUGGAGGACCAGUUCCUGGACAAUACUCAAUGAAUGCUCCAGGUUAUGCACAAGGCCCACCGCAAGGACAAUUUGGUGCACCAGCUAAUGCUGGAUACGGCUAUGGACCAGGAGGCGGUGGACCGGUUACAACUGCUCAGGUGACGAUUCCAUCAGAUUUGGGAGGCACCAUAAUUGGACGAGGAGGUGAGCGUAUUGCUCGAAUUCGUCAAGAGUCGGGUGCGCAAAUUACUCUCGAGCCAAGCAACGGGCAGCCCGAACGCAUCAUAACCAUCAAGGGAACAGAACAACAAAUUCACAGUGCUCAAUAUCUUCUUCAACAAUGUGUCCGUAACUCAACACAAGGUCGCGAGCGGUUUGGAGGAAACGUUUAA
Molecule: messenger RNA, 1197 nt
Organism: Caenorhabditis briggsae
Lineage: Eukaryota; Metazoa; Nematoda; Chromadorea; Rhabditida; Rhabditidae
Exons: 8
Coding region: 1-1197 (398 amino acids)
Biological process (GO): regulation of mRNA splicing, via spliceosome; regulation of transcription by RNA polymerase II
Cellular component (GO): nucleus; cytoplasm
Molecular function (GO): mRNA binding
Source: RefSeq, a predicted model, not a curated record